AUGGUGGGACACACAGCGUCAGACGUGCCCCCUACCAUGGCGGUCAAGAUCUUCUCUGCUGGGGUGGCGGCCUGCGUGGCUGACAUAAUCACCUUCCCGCUGGACACCGCCAAAGUCCGCCUACAGGUGGGGAGCGCGAUCCAGGGCGAAUGCCUGACCUCCAGUGCCAUUAGGUAUAAAGGUGUCCUGGGAACAAUCAUCACUCUGGCAAAAACAGAAGGGCCAGUGAAACUCUACAGCGGGCUGCCUGCUGGUCUCCAGAGACAAAUAAGCUUCGCCUCCCUUAGGAUCGGCCUCUAUGAUACUGUCCAGGAUUUCUUCACCACAGGGAAAGAAGCUAGUUUAGGAAGCAAGAUCUCGGCGGGCCUAACAACUGGAGGCGUGGCCGUGUUCAUUGGGCAACCCACAGAGGUGGUCAAGGUCAGACUGCAAGCACAGAGCCAUCUCCACGGUCCCAAACCUCGAUACACUGGGACUUACAAUGCUUACAGAAUUAUAGCAACAACAGAAGGCUUGACGGGGCUUUGGAAAGGGACUACUCCCAAUCUGACAAGAAAUGUCAUCAUCAACUGUACAGAGCUAGUAACAUAUGACCUAAUGAAGGAGGCCCUUGUGAAAAGCAGACUAUUAGCAGACGAUGUGCCCUGCCACUUCGUGUCCGCUGUCAUUGCCGGAUUCUGCACAACGGUCCUGUCCUCUCCGGUGGACGUGGUGAAAACCCGAUUUGUUAACUCUUCACCAGGACAGUACACAAGUGUGCCCAACUGCGCGAUGAUGAUGCUCACCAGGGAAGGGCCGUCAGCUUUUUUCAAAGGAUUUGUACCUUCCUUCUUGCGACUGGGAUCCUGGAACGUCAUCAUGUUCUUGUGCUUCGAACAGCUGAAACGAGAACUGAUGAAGUCGAGGCAGACCAUGGACUGUGCGACCUAAUCCUCCUUGGGAAGAAGAUGGAACAGACUAGUGGGGAUCUUUGCUAACCAGAUAAUUUUAAAAAGCAAGCAAACCUAUUCACUUUAUUUCACCCAGAUAAGGAAAUUCUGGUAGAGAGUUUUGGACUAUUUUUUUUCCAAAGGAAAACUACUAUUUCCUAUGACUUUUAUUCUCAGUAUUUUAAGGAAGGGAAAGCAAAACAUUCAAUAUAUACCCUGGCAAAUGUAAUAUCCAGAUAAGCUACUGUAUUUAACUGACUACUUAGUGGGGGGAGGGAUUUUAUGAUUGAAUAUGAAGAUCUUUGACAUGUUUUCAUUAUUAAUUCAAUUAUUAAUUGAUGGAA
Molecule: messenger RNA, 1273 nt
Organism: Cervus elaphus (red deer)
Lineage: Eukaryota; Metazoa; Chordata; Mammalia; Artiodactyla; Cervidae
Gene: UCP1
Product: uncoupling protein 1
Exons: 6
Coding region: 1-930 (309 amino acids)
Biological process (GO): mitochondrial transmembrane transport; response to cold; adaptive thermogenesis
Cellular component (GO): mitochondrial membrane
Molecular function (GO): oxidative phosphorylation uncoupler activity
Source: RefSeq, a predicted model, not a curated record